GCCAAAUUUUGAACUCUGUCGAAGGACAUAAAAAUUACAGUAGUGCCAGUAGUGAGAUUUUGUCAUUAUGUCUGAAGAAAGAAACAGAAAGAGAAGUUUGUCAUCUCAAGACGACAAAGAAACAAGAAAACGGAGAAGUAUUUGUGAAGAUAAUCAAGAGGAAAGAAUACCUGCAAUAACAGUGACAUCUCCAUCAUUUUUAGAAGAUGCUUAUGGAAAUUCUAAUAUUAAUACAAAAGACGAAUUAUUAGUGAAAGAAACAACAGAAAAAAUUGAAAACAUUGACCUGCAUGAAAACAAAAAACAAAAUUUAUCUGACUGUGAUAAAAUCACUUUUAAAUCACCUGAAAAUGUUUCUAAGUCAUGUGAAAGUGUUAGUACUAGUAUCUCCACGAAUAAUCCACAAAAUAUUCCAGUUGAAACACCUGCAACCAAAUUUGUGUCAACAGAAGUCAACAGAAGUAAAGCACAUAAAACAAUGGCGUCUGUGAGUGACAGCGUGUUUUCUGAAGGAUCUGUACUGAGAAGUGUAAGUGAAUGUGAUAGAGAUGAAUCAGAUGAGGAUCCACUAGAAGAAUAUGAAACACAGUAUUUUGGAUUUACACCAAAAUCUUUCAUGAAUGGAGUGUAUAAUGCAUUAGCAGAGUAUAUCAGAGAAAGUCUGGCUGCUCUAGCAGAAUAUAUAAAAUCCCAGUAUCCAAAUGAAAUGACAUCCACUCAACUGCAAGAAGGAGAAGAAAAUAUGAUGAAAUAUAUCUUAAGGAAGUUAAACAGAUCUUUUGAUAUUUUAGAGCAAUAUUUAAUGACAAAUGUUUUUAAAAUCCCUGAACAUGUUGUAUUACCCGAAGAUCAAGCACAAGCAGGCAACCAGUAUACUACAGAAGAUGAAAAACAAAUUGAUCUAGAAAUUAAACAGCUUGAGGACAAAUUACUCACAAUAAGAUAUGCAAAUGGUAUACUUCGACAAGACCUUGCAGAGAUGGAUCAAGUACAGUCUAUCUUUGAUAAGUCCUUUAAACAGCUAGAAACUUUAGAAGAAAUGACCAGCCAAUGUGGAAUUUCCGAUAUAAAAGAUAACACACUUAAAGCCAUCAGUCAAGUGAAGAAGAUGAUCAAUAUAGUACAGAGUUUAGAACAAGCAAAGACAGAAACAUGAUGUGUCAAUCAUAAUUACUUUUUAAUGCAAAAAUCUUGAAACAUUCAUCAUAUUUUUGCAACAUUAAAAAUGUGUUCAUUAUAUGUACUAAAAAUGUUAAUUGCAAAAAAAUAUUGUAUCAUUUUCACAGUAAUUAUUGAUCAAUUGACAGUUAUUUCAGAUUGAAUAGGGACAAUACCAGUAUAUCUUAUUGUCCCUGGCAUAACGUGUUUUGGGGGACAUUGAAAUACUGGGCGUCCGUCGUUCAGGUCUUUUUGGCGCUGUCACAGGUACAAUUCUUGCCAGAUUUUUAUAAAACUUAAACUAUAGGUUAAUAUCAGCAAUAUCUAUGACUAGUUGUAUAAUGGUGGACGAUCUACUUUUUUAAAUAGAGUUAUGCCCCUUGGAAAUAUUAAAUUUAUGGAAAAUGUCCUCGUUAGCGCUCUCACGGGUACAAUUCUUGCCAGAUUUUUAUAAAACUUAAACUGUAGGUUAAUAUCAGCAAUAUCUCGGACAAGUUAUAUAAUGGUGGACGAUUUACUUUUUUUAAAAGAGUUAUGCCCCUUGGAAAUAUUAAAUUUAUGGAAAAUGGCCUUGUUAGUAUCUCACGGGUACAAUUCUUGCCAGAUUUUUAUAAAACUUAUACUAUAGGUUAAUAUCAGCAAUAUCUUGGACAAGUUUUAUAAUGGUGGACGAUUGACUUUUUUUUUUUAAAGAGUUAUGCCCCUUGGAAAUAUUAUAUUUAUGGAAAAUGGCCUCGUUAGCACUCUCACAGGUACAAUUUACUUUCUACUGUUUAAAUAUGUAUAUAUUUGAAAAAGAAAUUGAUUGUAUAUAUAAAAUAUUGCAAAAGCCAUAAACUAGUUUAACCUUUCAACUUUUUGAAUGUGCUGUUUAACCGAAAAGGGGAGUCAUAGUUGUUACUGUUCCAGCAUAAUCUAAAUUUUCUGAUAUGAUUUUUUCAGAAUAAAUGAAUAUGAUACAUUAUUGAUGUUUGGUAUACACUGGGUAUAAGCAUUUGUGUUUCUCAUGUAAUGAGAAAUGAUCUCUUGUAAUUAGAUGCAUAAUGUUGGGUGCCAAAGGUCAACCCUAAAAUUUGGUGACCUUGACCUUUGCUUUUUGCAUGAAUGGCUUGGUUAAGGUCUAAGUAUCUUCAAAUCAUAAAUAAAAGAUCUUAUGUAAAUUGAUGCGUUCUGUUUGAUAAAAAAUGUUUUAAAUAGAAUCAGGUGAUAUUGACAUUCAUUUACGCAUGAAUGGUUAUAUUGUUAUUGUUAAGGUCUAUAUCCAAGCAACUAUGAAUCAUAGAGGAAAUAGCUUUUGUCAGUUGAUGAAUCACUCUUGCUUAGUGAUGAAGGUCCACACUAAAAUAAGGUCAUCUUGACCUUCACUUUAUGCAUUAAUCGUUUUGGUUAAGUUUUGUAUAAAGGUCAAGAUUUUAGCAACUACAAAUCAAGAAAUAAUCUUUAAUUGAUUAAUGCAUCAUUUUAUUGGCAAAUUUAGGUCAACUUUGUCAGUGGUUUAUGUUUGGAAUAGAAUCAAAAGAAAUAGAUAAGGGCUGAGAGGAUAUGCUGUUAUUUAUGAUGGCUCCAUUUCUUUUUCUUUUUUUCUUUUUUAUCUUUUUAUAUAAUGCUAUGAAUGUUAUGAUCUAUCUAUCAAAAAUACUGACAUUUUUAGUCUGUUACAAAAUUAUUUAUUAAUGAUAUGAGAUAAUAAUUUUAUGUUAUGUUUUAUUUAUUGGUUUGAAAUACUUCUGUAUCAGGGUGGUUUUAUGAGCGCUUUGAACUACACUCCAUCAUAAAACAAAAUGAAACUGAAAGUUAUGACUGCUAAAUGGUUGCACUUUUACAAAUAAAACUAUUAUA
This is a messenger RNA of Mytilus californianus (California mussel), 2997 nucleotides long. RefSeq names its product protein MIS12 homolog. NCBI's taxonomy places the organism in Eukaryota, Metazoa, Mollusca, Bivalvia, Mytilida, Mytilidae. The record is from RefSeq and is a predicted model, not a curated record. Bases 68 to 1156 code for a protein of 362 amino acids. Gene Ontology annotation, biological process: protein localization to kinetochore; mitotic sister chromatid segregation; mitotic cell cycle. The transcript has 8 exons. Gene Ontology annotation, cellular component: chromosome, centromeric region; nucleus.